Molecule: messenger RNA, 1473 nt
Organism: Talaromyces atroroseus
Lineage: Eukaryota; Fungi; Ascomycota; Eurotiomycetes; Eurotiales; Trichocomaceae
Product: Hexokinase
Exons: 5
Coding region: 1-1473 (490 amino acids)
Biological process (GO): intracellular glucose homeostasis; glucose 6-phosphate metabolic process; glycolytic process
Cellular component (GO): cytosol; mitochondrion
Molecular function (GO): glucokinase activity; ATP binding; mannokinase activity
Source: RefSeq, a predicted model, not a curated record
AUGGUUGGACUUGGACCACGCCGCCGUCCUUCCCGUAAGGGUUCCAUGGCCGAUGUGCCGAAGAAUCUUUUGGAUCAAAUCAAGGAAUUCGAGGACAUAUUCACCGUCGACCGACAGAAACUCAAGGAGAUUGUCGCGCACUUCGUCAAGGAGCUGGAGAAGGGUCUGACCGUCAAGGGAGGAAACAUUCCUAUGAACGUGACCUGGGUGUUCGGCUUCCCAACCGGCGACGAGCAAGGAAGGUACCUUGCUCUGGACAUGGGCGGCACCAACCUGCGUGUUUGCGAAAUCGAAUUGACCGAGGAACGCGGAGAGUUUGAUAUUGCGCAGUCGAAGUACCGAAUUCCCGAAGAAUUGAAGACGGGCACGGCCGAGGAGCUCUGGGAGUAUAUUGCCGACUGCUUGCAGCAGUUCAUUGAAUAUCACCACGAAAACGAGGAGCUUGCUUCUCUGCCAUUGGGCUUUACCUUCUCGUAUCCUGCGACACAAGAAUACAUCGACCAUGGUAUUCUUCAACGCUGGACAAAGGGUUUUGAUAUUGACGGUGUGGAGGGCCAUGACGUCGUUCCGCCUUUUGAGGAAAUCUUGAAGAAGAGGGGCCUUCCAAUUAAAACCACUGCUUUGAUCAAUGACACAACCGGCACGCUCAUUGCGUCUUCAUACACUGAUUCCGAAAUGAAAAUCGGAUGCAUCUUCGGCACGGGCGUCAAUGCAGCAUAUAUGGAAGAUGCCGGAUCCGUCCCCAAGCUUGCUCACCUAAACCUGCCUCCGGAUACCCCUAUUGCCAUCAACUGUGAAUACGGAGCCUUUGACAACGAACACAUUGUUCUUCCUCUGACACAGUACGAUAUCAUCAUUGACAGGGACUCUCCUCGCCCAGGCCAACAGGCUUUUGAAAAGAUGACUGCCGGUCUGUACCUCGGCGAAAUCUUCCGUCUUGCUCUUCUAGAUGUCAUUGACAACAAGGGCGGUCUCAUUUUCGAGGGCCAGGAUGCCUCCAAACUACGAAAGCCCUACUCACUCGACGCUUCUUUCCUAUCCGCCAUUGAAGAAGACCCCUUUGAGAACUUGCAGGAGACCGACGAACUUCUAGAACGCGUCCUUGGCCUCAAAGCCGUCAAGCCCGAACUCGAACUGUGCCGCCGACUGGCCGAGCUUAUUGGCACUCGUGCUGCGCGCUUGUCUGCCUGCGGUGUAGCCGCUAUCUGCACCAAGAAGAACAUUGAGCGCUGCCAUGUGGGUGCAGAUGGUUCCGUAUUCACCAAAUACCCGCACUUCAAGGCCCGUGGCGCUCGUGCACUGCGCGAGAUUCUCGACUGGCCGGAUAACGAGAAGGACAAGAUUGUCAUCCUCCCCGCUGAGGAUGGAUCGGGCGUGGGCGCAGCGUUGAUUGCUGCUUUGACGCUCAAGCGUUUCAAGGCAGGUAAUCUUGUUGGAAUUCGGGACAAGGAUUCUUUCAAGUCUCUAGUCUAG